Messenger RNA from Trametes versicolor FP-101664 SS1, 3401 nucleotides. RefSeq lists its product as uncharacterized. Gene Ontology annotation, cellular component: plasma membrane. The record is from RefSeq and is a predicted model, not a curated record. The coding region runs from base 232 to 2271 and encodes 679 amino acids. The transcript has 16 exons. NCBI's taxonomy places the organism in Eukaryota, Fungi, Basidiomycota, Agaricomycetes, Polyporales, Polyporaceae.
AUCGACCCGUCCUCCAGCAGCUCUAGGGCCAAUCGUCUACUACGAAUAGGCUGCGCUUCAUCUUCUGUGACCCGCUGAAGCACUGGCUUGGUGACUGCGAUAAUUGCCCGGCGGCCGCCUUGAAAGCAGCGAACUCCGCACAGUACUGGUGGACGUCGAACGAGGACUCGUGUCUUGGGAAGGCGGAAAGCGAUCAGUACUGCCAUUCAAAGCUUGAGGCUGCUUCCUGUUAUGCUUCUCAGUUGUUCGGGGCUCUGGUCUACCUCUUUGGCUAUACUUGCUUUGGCAGCACAGACGUCCGCAAUAUGGCCCUUCCAACCGAAGCGAUUCCGCGGAAACGCGCUGCUGAGCGCAGGCAACAUGGGUGUUGAGGCGGACGCUACCGUAGUCGCGUACGGGGAUUUCAACGGAGACCAAUUCCUUGAUCUCUUGACCCUUGGUUCGGACCACCAGUCAUUGUCCAUAUAUCUUUGGGAUCAUGAGGGCUACACCUUCCGGAAAUCUGUGGCAUUCAAGCACUCACGCAGAGUAUACAACGUCAUUCCGGGGGAUUUUACCCAAGACGGGCGGCUAGACCUCCUCGUUUACAGCCAAUCCACAAGGUCUGGUGAAGUUGCAAUAGACCUCUAUGCUGCAUCUCCGCAGGGUGGCUUUGAUUUGACGCCUAUCACCGCCCCUGCCUCCGUGUCUGCGCAACCUAUACCAAUGGACGUCAACGGCGACCUCAAGAUCGACCUGUUCGGGAUCACCUCACCACCGUCGUCGUCUUCUCCCUUCAAAGUCUGGCAAAACGUAUGGAAUGCUUCAUCCUCGCAGUCGGAUUUAUUCAGCACAGUGGACCCGAACUUCAGCGGCGCCCAAUGCACGCUCUCCAGCCCUCACAGCAAUGCCGCCGUGGACCUCAACGGGGAUUGUCUUGCCGACAUCUUUCUGGUUUGUGACGACCGCGCUUCGGGAGGAAAGUCCUACCAGAUCUGGGUCAACAACAAAGACGACGGUUUUGCGUUGGCUCAGCAAGGCCGGUUGCCUCCCGGGACCCAGUCCAUAUCUUUCGCUGAUAUCGACCGGGACGGUACACUCGAUAUGUUGUUUGCGACAUGCGCCUCCGUGUCUAGCUCGACGGGCGUCGGGUCGAUGUGCUCCAUCAACAUCGCAUACAACAAGCAGCUUCCGCUCUGUACAUCCAACUCCGCAUCAAACGUGCAGAAUGGCAAGCCUGUCUGCAGGUUGCCGGACGACCUUUGCACCGCAGAUCCCGAUUUCCAGUUCGACUUGCGUGAACGCGCCGAUAACGACGCAUUUGUCCGCAUACCGUUGGCAGACGUCUUCCCUCCCGACUCCCAUUCCUCCGGCACGCCCUCCCUCGUGGUCAUGGACACCUCGCAGAGUCCGUCUGUACCGGUGCCGAUCAAGCUGGGAGACGUCAACCAGGACGGCUUCCCGGACAUCAUGGCCAUCGUCGCUACCGGCAGCGGCUCGCGCAUGACGCGCACGCCCCAUUUGGUGCUGUCGGUGCCUUGCGCGAAAGGCGUACCCGGCUGCAACGGAGACGGAAAUGGCCGGAGAGGCUGGGAGGUCGUACGGAAGGACGUCGGCCCGCUCGUCGGCGUGCAGGAUGCUCGGUCGCUCGCGUUCUUGGAUAUGGAUGAAGAUGGUACGCUGGAUAUCAUGGUGCAGCGGACUGGGGCACAAGGGCAGGGGAACAUUCUCUUCGUCCAGAACAAUUUCUACUACGACGCGUUCUUCCUGAAAGCUAUCGUUCUGAACGGUGCUUGCGGAAGUGGGACAUGUCCCGCGGCUGACGGCGCCAAGAAGUACCACCCCUACGGCGUGAGCUACUCCGGCGCUACCUACAAAUAUACUGUCCUAGACACAUCGGGCAGAAGAUCGGCUGCUCAAGUCGGACAGAUGCCUCAGGCUGCUUACCAAUCGCUCCUGACGCCGUACGUCUACUUCGGCCUAGGGCGCACGAACAACUACAUCGAGAACCUAUUUGUGGGCUCCACGAAGCACACAAGCGAACACUACAUCAACAUGGAGGGCGUGAUCCCGAACUCGAAGGUGGUGAUCAUCCCACCAGUGGAGGGAGACUCGUGGAAGAGGGAGCUGUAUCUGCGGCCAGGAGAGUGGAUACCCUGGGUGACGCUGACGGUUGUCGCGUCGCUCAUUAUCCUGGCUGUUAUCGUGCUUGUGCUACAUUUGAACGAGAAGAGGGAAGACGAGCUCGAGAGGAGACGGGCCUCGCAUCACAUCAACUUCGACGCGCUAUAGUACAGACUUUACAUUUACAUUCGACGCAUAUCCAUCCUUCCCGUCUCGCGCACUGUACGGUAUCUUAUGCUAUGAGCACUCCACACGACCACACCGGACAAACAGAGACGAGCGACUGACUAAUGGCCCAGGAGCACCCACGCGUUGUCCACCUUCUCGACUCUACCGUCGCCCUCGAGCUUCUUCAGGUGCAGCUCCACACUGUGCGCGGCGGGUGCCCACAGCUCGCGCGGGUACUUCGCGUAGAUGUUGCCCACAAUCGCCUCCGUCGUCCACCCGCCCUCGCUCUCCGCUCUGGCGAGCUGAAGCACCUUCACGAUCUGCGCCUCGCGCUCCUCGCGGUGGUGCAGAUACGUCGUGAUCUUCGAGAGCCCUUCGGUGGCGACGGGCCCGUGCCCGGGGUACACGGUGUUGUACGUCUGUGUGCCGUCUGGGCCCCGCGCGAAGGCGAUCAUCUUGCGCAGGCUUGCCAUGUAUGGCCCAAGGUCUUCGAACACGGCGGUCCCAUGUCCAAGCACUGUGUCUGCGGUGAAGAGUGCGCGGUCGGGGGAGUAGUAGAGACACAGCGAGUCGGGCGUGUGGCCGGGCGUGUGGAGCACCUGGAGGGGGGAUGUCUGACCGUCUGGCCCAGCGGUGACGGGAAGGACGUCGGUAUCGGUGAGGUUGUGCAGGACGGCGGUGGCGCUGGCUGGGGUGAAUGUACCGGGAUCGAGGCUGUCUAGCACAGACUGAAGGCGAGCGUCCUGUCCCGGCAGAGGAACCUUGUGAAUCCGAGGUGGCCGGUAGGGCGCUGAGGUAGCUCCGUCGUCCCACAAUUUACGGAGGAGCGCGAGCACGCCAUGCAGGCCGCCGAUGUGGUCAUGGUGCCUAUGCGUCAAGAUGAUGUCGGAGACAUAUGGCUGCUGGGCGUCGUGGUUGGGGCUCUCGAGCAGUGCUUGCUUGAGAUAAGGGAUGUAUUCUUCCCUUCCCUCGCCGGUGUCCAGGAGGAUAUAUGGGUUGCGCUCUCCGACAAGGUACGUGUUUGUACCUUGAAGUGUGAACUUGCCUGGAUUCUGGCCUAGAAUGCGGGUGACGGUCUUGCUAAGCCUAGCGAUGGCUGGGAGAGCUUCCAGUGCCUCCAUGAUACUGAG